[Torrubiella] hemipterigena is the source of this 789-nucleotide messenger RNA. NCBI's taxonomy places the organism in Eukaryota, Fungi, Ascomycota, Sordariomycetes, Hypocreales, Clavicipitaceae. The record is from the annotation of a GenBank genome assembly.
AUGGCUGCGCCUGUAGACCAGAGAAUAUCGGUGCCGAUAGGCGACCCGAAUGCAGACACAGAAUGGAACGACAUCUUGCGCAAACAGGGUAUCAUACCUGAGAAGCCCCCAAGUCCGACACCGAUGAUUGAGGAAGCUAUUCUUGAAGGCCGAAGACUCGCUCAUGAAAACAGACUGGAAGGAAAGGACUUAGACGAGCUAGACGAGCUCGAGGACGACGAGGAUGAGGACUUCUUGGAACAAUACCGACAAAAGCGUAUGGCCGAGUUGAACAAGCUACAGCAAAAGUCAAUUCACGGCACAGUUUACCCUAUUUCAAAGCCAGAUUACCAGCGAGAGGUCACCGAUGCAUCACAAAAUGGACCUGUCUUCGUCAACCUCACAUCAUCCAUGGGCACCAAUGUUGAAUCCAGGGUCCUGUCGGAGCUCUGGCGACAAGCAGCCAAGGAGUACGGUGAUAUCAAGUUUUGCGAAAUUCGAGCGAACCAGGCUAUCGAAAACUACCCUGAUCGCAACUGCCCCACGAUUUUGGUUUACAAGAACGGCGACAUUGUCAAGCAGAUUGUCACCCUCGUCACCAUCGGUGGAGUUCGUACAAAUAUGCGCAACAUCGACAACUUGCUGGUCGACGUCGGCGCUGUACCAGAUACAGACUUGCGAGUCGUAAAGAGAAGAAGGGCCGCUGAGGAUGAAGAAGACGAGCGCUUGGCUGCUGGUGGAAAGUCCAUCAAGUCAGGCAACCUUACGCGAUCGACUGUUAAUGAUGAUGACGAUGAUGAUUGGGACUAA